AUGCCAGGCACGCCCAGCAUUUCAGAGAUCGACCUCGAGGCUGGCUCGAUCCGAUUAGCGCCCAAGACGGCAGAGAGCGAACCGCAGGAGAGCGACUCGGAGACCAUUGUCGUCGAUGGCUCGUCGCUGCGACGGCCGAGAGCACCAUCGCCCGUCCCGAACCAAACCGACGCGGAUGCGGAUCCAGACUCGCGAUUCAUCGUGGACUGGGGAGAAAACGACCUGGAGCAGCCCACGAAAUGGAGCAGCUUCAAGAAAUGGAAAAACCUCUGGAUCGUCAGCGCCAUCACGUUUAUCACACCUCUCGCAUCCUCCAUGUUCGCACCCGGCGUACCACAGCUGAUGAAGGACUUCAACUCCGACGACCGGAUCAUCUCCUCUUUCGUCGUCUCGGUGUAUAUCCUUGGUUUCGCCAUCGGGCCUCUAAUCAUUGCGCCCAUGUGCGAGCUCUACGGCCGCAAGAAGCUGUACCAGUGCUGUAACGUCCUCUUCUUCAUCUUCACCAUCGCCUGCAGCGAGGCGACGAACCUGCAUAUGCUCCUCGCCUGCCGCUUCUUCGCUGGCUGCGCAGGCGUGGCCCCCUUGACCAUCGGGGCCGGCUCGAUUGGUGACCUGAUGGUGGCCGAGAAGCGCGGAGGCGCGAUGGCCAUCUUCUCAGUGGGACCUCUGCUAGGCCCGAUAAUUGGUGCUUCUAAACCUGUUUUCACUCCUAUAGCAUGCCCCAUCGCAGGCGGCUUCAUCACCCAGGGCAUUGGCUGGCGCUGGGUCUUCCGCAUCCUGGCCUCGUGCUCCCUCGUCGUGACCUUCGUCUCCCUCUUCUUCCUCGACGAGACGUACUCGCCGACGCUGCUCGCGCGACGGGCCGCCUCUCUGCGCAAGCAGCACUCGGAACCGGCCUACCGCUCCAAGUACGCCAGCGACCUCCCGGCCGGCACCGUCUUCGCCAACGCGCUCAAGCGGCCCCUGAAGAUGCUGUUCAUGUCCCCCAUCGUCGCGCUGCUGAGCAUCCACGUCGCCUUCGUCUACGGAUUGCUCUAUCUCUUGUUCACGACGCUGACGCCGGUCUUCAUCGGUAUCUACGGCCUCACAACUGGAACGGCGGGCCUGAUGUUCCUGGGGCUGGGCGUCGGCUCCAUCCUGGGCGUCAUGGUCAUCGGGGGCACCUCCGACAAGAUCUACAUGCAUUACCAGGCGAAGAACGGCGGCGUGGGCAAGCCCGAAUUCAGACUGCCGGCGCUGAUGUACUGCAGCUUGUUCGUGCCCGUGGGCCUGUUCUGGUACGGCUGGAGCGCGGAGUCCGACAAACACCUGCUGGUGCCCAUCUUCGGCACGGUGCUGAUCGCGUUUGGGAUGUUGAGCGUCAUGGUCCGUACUAGUUUCCUUCACAUCCACCCCUAUACCAUCCAUCCCCACGGAUCUCAUUCCCGAAACCCCCAUCCCUCCCUCACACCUCCUUGGUGCCAAUUCCGAAUCUCAACUGACUCGUCUCCCUCCUCCCUCUCAAAGCUCCCCGUGCAGUCCUACCUCGUAGACGCCUACACGCAAUACGCGGCCUCGGCCGUCGCCGCCGUCACCAUCCUCCGCUCCCUGCUCGGCGCCCUGCUGCCGCUGGCUGGGCAGCCCAUGUACGCCGCGCUGGGCUUCGGUUGGGGCAACACGCUACUGGGCUCCGUGGCCCUGGCUCUGGUGCCCGUCCCGUGGGUCUUCUGGCGGUACGGCGAGCGGAUCCGGGGAAAGAUGACGGUGAGUCUGGACUGA
Drepanopeziza brunnea f. sp. 'multigermtubi' MB_m1 is the source of this 1758-nucleotide messenger RNA. The record is from RefSeq and is a predicted model, not a curated record. NCBI's taxonomy places the organism in Eukaryota, Fungi, Ascomycota, Leotiomycetes, Helotiales, Drepanopezizaceae.